Messenger RNA from Canis lupus familiaris (dog), 414 nucleotides. It is a transcript of the gene MT2A, whose product is annotated as metallothionein 1H. The record is from RefSeq and is marked provisional. Bases 54 to 239 code for a protein of 61 amino acids. The transcript has 3 exons. Gene Ontology annotation, molecular function: metal ion binding. NCBI's taxonomy places the organism in Eukaryota, Metazoa, Chordata, Mammalia, Carnivora, Canidae.
AGCGCCGCCGUCUCUCCGCCCGCUGUCCCGGACUCCAGCCGCCCCUUCUCGCCAUGGAUCCCAACUGCUCCUGCGCCGCGGGGGGCUCCUGCACGUGCGCCGGCUCCUGCAAAUGCAAAGAGUGCAGAUGCACCUCCUGCAAGAAGAGCUGCUGCUCCUGCUGCCCCGUGGGCUGUGCCAAGUGUGCCCAGGGCUGCAUCUGCAAGGGCGCAUCGGACAAGUGCAGCUGCUGUGCCUGAUGUGGGGGAGAGCCUAUUCCUGAUGUAAAUAGAGCGACGUGUACAAACCUACAGUUUGUGGGGGGUUUUUUGGUGCUUUUUGUUUUGGGUCCAACUCUGACCCGUUUGCUACUACAUUCCUAGUUAUUUUCCCUAUGAAAUAAUACGUGAAUUAUAAUAAAAGCUGUCGACUUUA